Messenger RNA from Lycium barbarum (goji berry), 4549 nucleotides. RefSeq names its product putative pentatricopeptide repeat-containing protein At1g12700, mitochondrial. The transcript is spliced from 4 exons. Lineage: Eukaryota; Viridiplantae; Streptophyta; Magnoliopsida; Solanales; Solanaceae. Gene Ontology annotation, molecular function: protein binding. The coding region runs from base 255 to 2030 and encodes 591 amino acids. The record is from RefSeq and is a predicted model, not a curated record.
ACUUUUAAAAAGUGCUUCUAUUUGCAUUUUUGUCAAAAGUACUUUUCAAAAAAGUGUUUUCGGGCAAAAGCUAUUUUUUUUAGCUUCUGAAAAAUUAUUUCUGCUACUCCCAAAAGUACUUAUUUUUUCACAAAAGCUUGGCCAAACACCUCACUUUUUUUCGAAUAAGCACUUAUUAAAAAAAAAAAUCGAAUAAGCACUUAUUAAAAAAAAAAAAAAAAAAAAAAGGUAUAGAGAUUUCUUAGCAAUCCAGUAUGGCCAGAAUUUUUCUGCUUCGCUCUCACAAUGGUAUUAUUCCCUUUCUCUCUACUUUCCAUUCUUGCUCUGCAAUUUCAACAAGACCUUAUUCUUCAUAUCAUAGUAAUACAUAUAUUUCAGUAAACAGUAAAUUUGAGAUGGUAAAGUGUUUAGAUGAUGCUGUUACUCUCUUCCAUCAAAUGGUCAGAAUGAAGCCUCUUCCUUCUGUUGUAGACUUCUCUAAAUUAUUGAAGACUAUGCUAAAUAUGAAGCAUUACUCAGCUGUCAUUUCUCUUUUUCGAGAAAUGUGUACACUGGACAUCCCAAUUAAUGAUUUCAUCUUGAAUAUCGUGAUUAACAAUUAUUUUCUGAUGCAUCAUGCUGAUUGUGCAUUUUCGGUGUUACCCAUUUAUUUGAAGAAUGGCAUUCCAUUUGAUGUUGUCACCUUUACCACCCUAUUAAGGGGAAUCUUUGCUGAUAAUAAGGUUAAAGAUGCGGUUGAAUUGUUCAAAAAAUUGGUGAGAGAGAAGAUUUGUGAGCCCGACAAAGUCAUGUAUGCAACUGUAAUGAAUGGUCUUAGCAAAAGGGGCGAUACCCAAAAAACUUUAAGUUUGCUCAGGAUAAUGGAAAAAGGGAACACUAAGCCCCACAUAUAUAUCUACAGCAUCGUUAUAGAUGCUCUUUGCAAAGAUGGAAACUUAGAUUCUGCUAUCAACCUUCUGAACGAGAUGAAACUGAAAGGCAUUCGUCCAAACAUAGUCACUUAUAGUUCUUUGAUUGAUGGUUUGUGUAAGCUUGGCCAGUGGGAAAAGGUUACGACUUUGUUCUCUGAGAUGGUAAAUCAGAAUAUUUAUCCAAAUGUGUGCACCUUCAACAUAGUGAUAGAUGGACUAUGUAAAGAAGGGAAGGUUGAAGAUGCUGAGGAAGUAAUGAAACACAUGGUCGAAAAAGGUGUAAAGCCUAAUAUAAUCACCUACAGUGCAAUAGUGGAUGGAUAUUGUUUGCAUGGUCAACUAGAUAGAGCGAGGAGAAAUUUUGAUCUCAUGAUAGAGAAGUGCAUUGAGCCUAACAUUAUUAGCUAUAACAUACUAAUAAAUGGAUACUGUAAACAAAAGAAAUUGGGGGAGGCCAUGCAAUUGUUUCGUGAAAUUUCUCAAAAGGGAUCAAAGCCUGAUAUUAUUACCUACAAUACUAUCCUGCAGGGUCUAUUUGAAGUCAGAAGAAUUGGUGAUGCAGAAAAUUUUUAUGCCGAGAUGCUAUCUGUGGGGCCCAUACCUGAUUUAAUCACUCAUCGCACUUUGCUCAAUGGUUAUUUUAAGUACGGACUUGUUGAAAAAGCUAUGUCCCUCUUUAAUAAGUUGGAAAGAAAGAGAGAAGAUAUUGGUAUUGUAUUUUACAAUGUUGUCAUUAAUGGAUUAUGCAAAAAUGGUCAACUCGAUGAAGCUCAUGCGAUUUUCGAGAAGCUUUCUUUGAUGGGAUUGUUUCCGGAUGUGAGAACAUACACUGUAAUGAUAAAUGGAUUUUGUCUUCAAGGGUUGUUUGAUGAAGCUAAAGAUAUGCUGAGAAGAAUGGAAGACAACAAUUGUUUUCCAAACAAUGUCACUUACAAUGUUAUUGUGCAAGGAUUUCUCAGGUUCAACAAAAUUAGUGAAAUGACAACUUUCAUGAAGGAAAUGGCUGGAAGAGGCUUCUCAUUUGAUGCAACUACAACUGAGUUUUUCGUAGACAUUCCAAGGGAGAAUCCUUCCGUCCUUGACAUGAUACCAGAGCUUCACUUGAAAAAUACGAAGUGAAUAUUUUUUUCGCUUGGUUUAUUCGACUAUGCUAUCACCAUGAUACCAUAUCCUGUUUAUCCAUGCAAAAGAAAUAUCAUCCAAUGCAAUUGCAGAAGCUGAUGGCUAUUAGAACAUUGUCUGAGCUUUCUAGGCUGGCCUAUUGAGAAGGUAGAUGAAAUAUUUUGAGUUUUUUUUCUUUUACAUGGUGUUGCAGAGUGUCAGUCCACAUUUGUCUUGGGGUGGGGAAAUGUUCUGGGAUGGUCAGCAUCUGAACUCUGCCAUUGGUUAUGCUGCUCGCUACAACACAUAUAAAAUGGGAUUCGGCCUAUUACUAGAUGUUAGAACAUUUUGUCAUCAAAUCAUAUUUUAUCUAGACUUGAGGUAUUAUAAUAUUGUUCAAAAGAUGAAUGGUUUGUUUGGGACUGAGGUGUAGUUAUUAUUGUUAUUGUGUUGGUAACACAUGGUAACAACUUAAAUUUCAUUGCUGUUAGACAGUUAGUUCUCUCUGGUCGCUUGCUUAUAACUAUUUCAGUUAGUUGAGAGGACUUCUAUUUAUUUUUGCAGUUAUUGUCUUUCCUGAAAACUAACAUGUAUAUCAUGCCAGUGAGACAUUUGAUUGAAUGCUUUCUCUGAGGAAGUUUUUCAAAAGCUAUAAACAAGAUUCAAGGCCAUAGUCAUUAUUCUCCUGCCUCUGUGGUAUGAAUAGCUUUAGAAUAAAUUAAACUGCAGGUCUUCCAGACUCGAAAGGGUUUAUAUUCUAUCGUUUUGUCUUAGUACUUCCCAUGAUAUUGUCGAACAAGAACAUCAAAAUAUUCAUGUUUCUGAGUAACAUUCCGAAAGAGAAAUAAUUAUUAUGUUUAUGAACUGUUGCAUCAGGCUUUAUGUCCUCAAGUUAAAUGACGUAUUGUGAAGUUCCAGUGGUUCAGAAAUAAUUAUUAUACUCAAUAUGACGAGUUGGAAUAAUCUUUUAUCACUUUACAAGUGUGUGUUAAGGUUAAAAAUGAAAAGAUAAUAAUGUGUGACAUCGUGCUGCCAACUGGAAUUAAAAGCCUAGAGAGUGGGAAAGAGAGCAAGACGAAUCAUCAGAAGUUCUUAUAGCAUCAUUACUCCAUUAAAGUAAACGUUUCCAAUCAAAAGAAAACCUCCGUCAUUUACCUUUCCACCAGGACCGCCCAUUGAAAUAGUAGACAAUUUCCACCAUCAUUUACACGGUAUAUAAGUUAGCCAGCUGUAAUUGCGACGUCUGUUUGACGCCAUUGUUUUGGUAAAAAAAUGUCAUGAGUUCAAGUCUUGUCAUUUCCACAUGUUCUUCUUCUGGACAAUAAUGAAGGAUGAAUUGAAAUCAAUUAAAAUUGUUUAUUUUAUGAGACUGUAUGCACUUAAGGUGUGUUUGUGGGUACAUAAAGAAUCUUUUUCUUUCAAUCAUAUCCCAGCAAAGGUUUUCUUUGGCGGGGUUUCAUUUGAUUUGUUGUGGAUUGGAUGAUGGAAAACCAAGCAAGCACGAAGCAUGUCGUGGUUGGCACAUGGUUUCGGGUGUGAACGAGCAUUAUGGAUAGUGGAGGUUAGGCUUAUAAAUGGUUUGCUUUUGUCUGUGCUUCUGCAGGUACUAUUGCUUAGCUCUGCUCUUCUUUAUCGUGAAGUUGCUUCCAUCGCAUUAAUAAUUAUAAAAAGGUUACGAUUAAUUUGUUUUAUAAAAGGUUGCUAUUAGUAAUUUGCUUCUUUUGGUUUUGUUCCUUGAUGGUCACUCUACUACAAACUUAGUAUCAAAUUUGAACUGUUGUCUUUCUUAAUCCAAAAUAUGGUGUUCAUUGGCAAAGUGCAAGGAGGAAUUCAAGGAAUCAUAUUUGAUGGAAAUGCACUCAAGAAUUCUGUUCUACGACAUGCCCGCUUAGUGAAUCCAGUAAUGCUGCCACUUAUGUUUGCAUUAAGCUCCACAGCAUCUGACAUUUUCAGAGACAAGGGUAAUGCGCUGAUGGUUCUCGGCUCUGGUGCACUACAGAUGAUAAUAUAUGACAAACCAAAAUGUUGGAGCAUUGGUGGUUAUGGAAACUUGGGAAAAUUAAAAUAAAACAAUUGCUGGAAUUAAUAGAGGAAGAGAUUAUUUCAGGAAAAUCAUAGUACAGGGUGCAAGUCAAUGAAAAGCUGGGGACAUUAUGACACAGAGAUAACCGCGUCAGGCGCAUUCCUACAGUUGAUCAGACUUGUAUGAUGGGAUGGUGUCCAUUGGAGAUGUUUGUGCUGUUGCAAUUGAGCAGAAGAACGAGCUGAACCGUGUAAAUGCUUACAUACAAGGAGUUUACUAGAUGAUGACAACAAUAAACAAAUGGAUCAUUCCCUUUUUCUUGUAUAUAUUUGCAUGCUUGGUUCUCUAGUAUUUGUUUGCGCCUCUAGAGGUGGCCUACUGCACUACUUUUUCAGUUUAGUGUGCUUAUAAUUGGCAGUUGUUUAAGAUGGUAAUUUUUUUGAACAAGAUAAAUGGUGUUUCGCCAUGUUUUAAGGGAACAAUAUCGACAUAUUCUUAGGUGCAUUAUGCGGUA